AUGGCGGACAGACGCCCUUCCUAUCGUCGCCCAUCCGGGUCUGCAUCUCGUCGUCCAUCUGGCGUGGCAUCUCGUCGCCCAUCUAUCGAUCCAUCCAAACUUGUUUCUAUGGAUAAGACAUCGGCCGUCCCUGGGUCUGACGACUUCAAUGUUGUGUUCAUUGGUGCUGGAAACAUCAUGUUCGGAUCUGACGAAGGACCUUGGAACCAUUCCUUCCGUCUGGAACAUAAAUUGGGCCCUCGUCUCAAAGUCGUGGCAAUAGUCGACCCGUCUGUCGAACGUGCAACCUCCGUUCUUCAACAGAAAUGCGAAUCUUUCGUCGUGUCUGCGUACAAAGACACCCGAGUGUUCAAGACCUUCGAAGAGUUCGUCAAAAAUAUGUCUUCUCAUGAUCGGCCACGUGCCGUUAUCAUUGGCAGCCCACCAAUGUUCCGUGGGUCUACCCAGCCAGGACGCGACAUUGAGCUUCAGAUUCUCAAGCAUAUCCCUGGCAUUGCUAUUUUCGUUGAAAAGCCCAUUGCCACUGGUGAGGAAAUUGAAAUUAAUGAGGCAUACGAAGUGGGCAAAAGGAUUUCCGACGCGAAGACGGUGUGCUCAGUUGGAUACAUGCUCCGUUAUCUGAGAGCUGUCCAAAUGAUGAAGAAGAUUAUCGACGAGAAUCAGCUCACGGUUAUGAGCACUAUCGCGCGAUAUGCCUGUGCCUACGAAUCCAUUGCAAAGUUGGAUUGGUGGGACAAAGCUAAAAGCUUCGGCCCAAUUAUCGAGCAGGGAACUCAUUUUUGUGAUCUUUCUCGCUAUUUCGGAGGAGAAGUUCAAAUCGAUUCCGUCCAAGGACAUGCUCUGGAAUGGGACGAACCGGCCGGUAAGCUUUCAAAACAAGCAAUUGACGAGAGUCAGAUACCACCGGAGAGAAGAAUUCCACGAGUAACUGCUGCAACUUGGAAAUAUGACAAUGGAGGUGUGGGAAGCUUUACACACCUUGUUGCCCUUCAAGGACACAAUUACAGUUGCGAGUUCGAAGUUUACGCUGAUGGAUACUCUCUCAAACUUGUGAAUCCCUACGUUGCACCUGUGCUCUACAUCCGCAAGCCAGGUGAUGACAACGAGACGGUUAUGCGCUUCGCUGAUGACGAUCCUUUCUUCUCCGAAAUCUCCAAUUUCAUCGACACUGUGGAGGACAUUGAGGAAGAUUUGGACUCUCCUCAAAUCCUUAGCUCUUACGAAGAUGCUGUUCGAACAUAUGAAUUAACCUGGGCUAUCCGCAAGGCGGCCGAAAAAUCUGCUGCCGCACUUAGAGCUGCCGCUGCUGCCCAAUGA
This is a messenger RNA of Psilocybe cubensis, 1317 nucleotides long. RefSeq lists its product as uncharacterized. The record is from RefSeq and is a predicted model, not a curated record. The transcript is spliced from 9 exons. Gene Ontology annotation, molecular function: nucleotide binding. Lineage: Eukaryota; Fungi; Basidiomycota; Agaricomycetes; Agaricales; Agrocybaceae. The coding region runs from base 1 to 1317 and encodes 438 amino acids.